CAGGAAAACUCACAACUUUUUGGUUUUCAAACUUAGAAAGCUUUUGAAGUCUCUUGGGCUGUUUGAGAGUGUUGGCUCUUACUAUGACAUUUAGUCACCAGCAUUCAGGAAAAAAAAUAGCCUAUUUCAAAAAAGGCAUCCUCCCCAGUGUCCAUGCAUUUGGGAAAUAAUGUAUUUUAUUUUAUUUUAUUUUUUUUUGCAUGUAUGAUCAUGACCGUGAGAAACAGAAUUACUGUAGAAGAUGGCAAACAGAAUGUCUUAUUAGAGAGAAUUGUAGUUUUUUACAGAAUAAACUUUGCUCAUCAAUACAAACCUGCUUUCAAAUCCAAUCAGACAUCCUCGGAGUUAUGUUUGGAGCAGCAGCUUCUAGAUUUAAAUACUUUCAUUUUACUUAAUAUCCUCCCAUUUCUAGAUACUGAGUUUUCAAGGAGUCUUUCUAAGAUUUUUAUGGCAACCUGGCCAGGGAGUCCAAGUCAAAGUUGUUUCAUCCAUGUGUUUGAGAAAACGAUGUCUUAAAGCCACAGCUUUGAUUUCUGCAGCUUCAUGCCAUCCUAAACUACACCCCCAGCAAUUAGUGACAAUACCGAAGACCAGAAAGGCAAGCUGAAGACACCCGACUUCGCUUGAAGGGCAAACAGGAACUCCAAACACCAUGUCAGUGGCAACAGAACAGUUGAACCUUUCCCAGAGGGAACACAGAUGGCUGUAUUUGGAAUGGGCUGCUUCUGGGGGGCUGAGCGCAAGUUCUGGCUCUUGAAAGGCGUGUAUUCAACCCAAGUGGGCUUCGCAGGAGGCUUCACACGCAAUCCCACCUACAAAGAAGUCUGCACAGAAAAAACCGGCCAUGCAGAAGUCGUCAGGGUUGUGUACGAGCCAGAGCGCGUCAGCUUUGAGGAGCUGCUCAAGGUCUUCUGGGAGAAUCACGACCCGACCCAAGGCAUGCGUCAAGGCAACGACUACGGCACCCAGUACCGAUCGGCAGUCUAUCCUACUUCCAGUGCUCAGAUGGAAGCAGCCCUGAGAUCCAAGGAGGAAUACCAAAAGGUUCUUUCAAAGCAUGGCUUUGGCCCCAUCACCACCGACAUCCGAGAAGGACAGGAGUUCUACUACGCAGAAGACUACCACCAGCAGUACCUGAGCAAGAACCCGGAUGGCUACUGCGGCCUUGGGGGUACUGGAGUGUCCUGCCCAGUGGGCAUUAAAAAAUAAUCUCUCUCCCCGAAGUUGGCCCUGGAGGCUCCAGCAAAACCAUGGCUGCUGGAUGGAACGAUACUGCUGUGAUUCACAUAAGCCAAUUUCUAAAGAGCGCACACCACACAGGCAUUGGCGGGAAUCUGGUCACUCGUGGGGGUUUGAUUUACAGGAAGUGCUAUGACAAGCUGACAGAUUGUAAUUCGUCUUCUGUUCAGCCCGGGUGGGGGUAGAGCAUGAUAUUUUGGUGGCUCAUUUGGGAUCUAAAUGGAGGUGAUGAAUGCCCCGUGUCCACCUGCUUGGGCUCAAAGGGACACUACAGGUUCUGAGCAGGGGGAGGGUUGGGAGGGUGUGGGGUACUGGGACUCCUUGGUCUAUGCUGAUGUACCUCACCCACUCCCCUGCGUUCAGGUGCCUAACUCAUUAAUUCUGCAGGCUCCAUGAAUCAUUUGCUAUAAUGCUUUGCUCAGCUAACCCUAGAAGUGUGUAAGGGGUUGCUCUCCCUCCUCCCUCCUCUUCUGGUAGAGAAAAGACAUGAGUGGCCUUAAUGAAAUCUAACAUUGUGCUUACAGCUAUGGAAAAGCUUGUUCUAAUAAAAAUCUACACUUUGGUAAUAGCAA
Microtus oregoni (creeping vole) is the source of this 1811-nucleotide messenger RNA. RefSeq names its product methionine sulfoxide reductase A (gene Msra). Gene Ontology annotation, molecular function: peptide-methionine (S)-S-oxide reductase activity. The record is from RefSeq and is a predicted model, not a curated record. Gene Ontology annotation, biological process: cellular response to oxidative stress. NCBI's taxonomy places the organism in Eukaryota, Metazoa, Chordata, Mammalia, Rodentia, Cricetidae. Gene Ontology annotation, cellular component: cytoplasm. Bases 700 to 1209 code for a protein of 169 amino acids. The transcript is spliced from 6 exons.